CAGAUUGCUGCUCAAGCCAAAGCGCGCAGUGCAUCGCAAGAAGCUAGCCCCGAGGAGCAUCAUCUAGCUGAGUUGCUCAAAGACCUGACUCGGGUGGUGGGAGAAACGAUUGAGAGAGGAAAGGCUCUGAUCGCUGAUAUGCCCCAUGCUAAGAAGAAGAUCAAUCCGCUGUGGACUUUGUUGUCCGAGCCCUUGGUUCAGAUCAUCGCCGCGGUGGGACUCUUGCUGAGUGGUGUGCUCGGUCUCGUCGGCAAACUACUCAACGGGCUCGGACUGGGGAAUCUCCUGUCGGGCUUGCUGGGUGGCUUGGGGGUCGACAAGCUGCUGGAAGGGCUGGGCUUGGGAAAGAUAACAGAGGGGCUGGGGCUCGGUGGUAAGAAGUGACUGAUCGGUCAGAGGCCGAAUGAGACUGUUCUGAUCAUGCCAGGCAAACUCCUGACAUGUUCGC
Messenger RNA from Aspergillus japonicus CBS 114.51, 448 nucleotides. RefSeq lists its product as uncharacterized. Lineage: Eukaryota; Fungi; Ascomycota; Eurotiomycetes; Eurotiales; Aspergillaceae. The record is from RefSeq and is a predicted model, not a curated record. Bases 139 to 384 code for a protein of 81 amino acids. The transcript is spliced from 2 exons.